AGCUGGGAAGUGGCUGAGAAGACGUGUGGGGGCCAGGCAGCUCAAAGCCUGAAGGAGCCAUGGCCCUGGCCCAGCAGCUGCGAUCAGAGAGCGACUUUGAGCAGCUUCCAGAUGAUGUGGCCGUCUCAGCCAACAUCGCUGACAUCGAGGAGAAGAGGGGCUUCACCAGCCACUUUGUUUUUGUCAUUGAGGUCAAAACAAAAGGAGGGUCCAAGUAUCUCAUCUAUCGUCGAUAUCGCCAGUUCUACGCCCUGCAGAGCAAGCUGGAGGAGCGGUUUGGGCCAGAGAGCAAGAACAGCCCUUUCACCUGCAGCCUGCCCACAUUGCCAGCCAAAGUCUACAUGGGUGCAAAACAAGAGAUCGCUGAGACUAGGAUCCCGGCCCUCAAUGCCUACAUGAAGAACCUCCUGAGCCUGCCGGUCUGCGUGCUGAUGGACCCCGACGUCAGGAUCUUCUUCUAUCAGUCUGCAUACGAUGCCGAACAGGUGCCCCAGGCACUCCGCAGGCUCCGACCGCGCACGCGCAAAAUCAAGGGUGUGUCUUCACAAGGGGCCAUCAUGGACCGCAUGGAAGCUCCAAGAGCAGAGGCCUUGUUUGACUUCACUGGGAACAGCAAACUGGAGCUAAGUUUCAAAGCUGGAGAUGUGAUCUUCCUUCUCAGUAAGAUCAACAAAGACUGGCUGGAGGGCACAUCCCAGGGAGCCACAGGCAUCUUCCCAGGGUCCUUCGUGAAGAUCCUUAAGGACUUUCCCGAGGACGAGGACACCACCAACUGGCUACGAUGCUACUUCUAUGAAGACACAGGCAAAACCAUCAAGGACAUUGCGGUGGAGGAGGACCUCAGCAGCACCCCCCUGUUCAAAGACCUGCUAGCGCUCAUGAGGCGUGAGUUCCAGAGAGAGGACAUUGCCCUUAACUACCAGGAUGCUGAGGGGGACUUGGUUAGGCUGCUGUCAGAUGAGGAUGUGGGACUCAUGGUGAAGCAAGCCCGAGGCCUCCCUUCCCAGAAGCGCCUCUUUCCCUGGAAGCUGCAUGUCACACAGAAGGACAACUACAGUGUCUACAACACUGUCCCCUGAGUCACAGGGACCCUGUGGCAAGGACAGGGCACUCAGCAAAGGGCCUUUACCUUCCAAGAACACGGAGACCUUCCGGGAGGCUGAUGUGAGAUGCAAACCUUCUGGCCCAGAGUGCCUACUGGACAGGAUUCUAUUAAGUUUUUGACACUUUACCUUUUGAUUCAAUAAACCAUUCUUUCUCUAGGG
Messenger RNA from Mus caroli (Ryukyu mouse), 1265 nucleotides. It is a transcript of the gene Ncf4, whose product is annotated as neutrophil cytosolic factor 4. Gene Ontology annotation, molecular function: protein binding; phosphatidylinositol binding; superoxide-generating NADPH oxidase activator activity. The record is from RefSeq and is a predicted model, not a curated record. Gene Ontology annotation, cellular component: NADPH oxidase complex; cytoplasm. Lineage: Eukaryota; Metazoa; Chordata; Mammalia; Rodentia; Muridae. Gene Ontology annotation, biological process: superoxide anion generation; phagocytosis; respiratory burst.